UGUGUAACGGAUGUCUAACCACAAUUUAAAGAGUUGUAGAAUUCUUGGAACACUCAAAAAGAAAACUACAAGAUUCCUGAGUGUACUUUAGCACUUUUGAGAGAGAAAAUGGAGGGUCAAGCUCUGAAGAUUCAAUCUUUAAUCAUUUUUCCGAUCAAAUCUUGCCGUGGAAUCUCUGUCCCUCAGGCAACCGUAACUCAGACUGGAUUUGAAUGGGACCGGUAUUGGUUAGUUGUGAACCAUAAAGGGAGAGCAUGCACUCAAAACGUUGAGCCAAAGCUUGCUCUUGUUGAAGCAGAGCUGCCCAAGGAAGCCUUCUUUGAAGAUUGGGAGCCAACAAAGAACUCCUUUUUCGUGGUGAGAGCUCCUGGUAUGAGUCUGUUAAAAAUUCCAUUGACUACACCAAGCUGGGUGGCAGAAGGUGUGUCAAUGUGGGAAUGGUCUGGGUCUGCGUUUGAUGAAGGAGAAGAAGCUGCUAAAUGGUUUUCAGAUUAUCUCGGAAAACAAAGCCGUCUGGUCCGGUUUAACAAAGAAACCGAAUGUAGAGCUACACCUCCUCAGUAUGCAGUAGGUUACUCUACAACAUUUUCAAACACAUUUCCGUUUCUGGUUUCAUCUCAGGCUUCUUUGGACCAUCUGAAUACACUUCUGCCAGAACCAGUGCCUAUGAACCGUUUUAGAGCCAACAUUGUUGUGGAGAAUGGUGAUCCUUUCGAUGAAGAUCUUUGGGAUGAGAUCAAGAUAAACGACUUAGUCUUCAAAGGAGUUAGGCUAUGUUACCGCUGCAAGAUAACAACUAUGGAUCAAGACACCGGGGUUCCUUCGACUGAACCAAUCCAAACUCUUAGGAAAUUCAGAUCAGACACACUCCUAAUGCCAGACAAGAAAUCUCAGAGAAAGGUUUUCUUUGGUAAGGAGAUGGUUUGGAAUUGGAACAUAUACAACAGGCAAGGCAAAGGCAAGAAGACAAUCAAAGUUGGUGAUUCCAUCUCUAUCCUAAGUAAGAUCUCUUCCAUAACUGAAGCAGCUACUUAAAAGUCAUAAAAUAUAAACAUAUGUUGUGUUGAGUGAUAAUCAUCUGAAAAUAAAGUAGAGAGAGAUACUUUCUUAAUCAUGUAAACUAUUAUAAACUUCACCUUGUUGGAAGUAUUAUUUGGUUUGAAUAGUUUUAAUUGUUUCUUGCC
This is a messenger RNA of Brassica oleracea var. oleracea, 1184 nucleotides long. RefSeq names its product mitochondrial amidoxime reducing component 2-like. The transcript is spliced from 8 exons. Gene Ontology annotation, molecular function: molybdenum ion binding; pyridoxal phosphate binding; catalytic activity. NCBI's taxonomy places the organism in Eukaryota, Viridiplantae, Streptophyta, Magnoliopsida, Brassicales, Brassicaceae. Bases 109 to 1035 code for a protein of 308 amino acids. The record is from RefSeq and is a predicted model, not a curated record.